Molecule: messenger RNA, 1163 nt
Organism: Diuraphis noxia (Russian wheat aphid)
Lineage: Eukaryota; Metazoa; Arthropoda; Insecta; Hemiptera; Aphididae
Product: pyruvate dehydrogenase phosphatase regulatory subunit, mitochondrial-like
Cellular component (GO): mitochondrion
Molecular function (GO): protein binding
Source: RefSeq, a predicted model, not a curated record
GAGCAGUUUCAAAUAUGUUCUUGACUAGAUGGCAAAAGAGAUUAUUCUUAAAAAAGUUGAAUCGUUGGUCGAUUAGCCUCAGCAGUUGUGAUUGUAUCCGUUCUCAUUCUACUAUAAAUCAUGAGUCUGUUCUUCCGACCCAAGCACAAGUUGUGAUAUGUGGUACAGGGGUUGUGGCCAAUUCUCUGGCCUAUCAUUUAGUGGAAAAUGGUUGGUCAGAUAUUGUACUCAUUGACCAGGGAAAGCCAUGUGGAGGGACAUCACAUUUUGGUUCUGGAACUUUGGGCUUAUUCAAACCGAUUGCUGAACGCAAUAUAAUUAUGUACAGUAUUAAGUUAUACAGGCAGUUAGAAGCUAAGGGGUAUGAUAUUGGUUUAAAACAAUGUGGUAGUUUAAAUUUAGCACAAACUAAAGACAGAAUGAUAGCACUAAAAAGGAGGAUUGCAUAUAGUUCGCCUACUGGAUUGCACUGCGAGAUGCUGGGAAAAAAUGAACUGAAAAGAUUACAUCCAUUUUUAAAUACUGAUGAUUUAGAAGGUGGAGUAUGGGUCCCUGAAGAUGGAGUGGCAGACCCUCAAGCUAUAUGCAAAUCAUUAGCUAAAUUAGCUUCUGAAGGUGGGGCUCAUUAUGUUACUAACUGUCAUAUUCAGAAAGUUGUAACUGAAGAAGAUCGAAUUAAGGGUGUUGAUACUAGUCGAGGGUUUAUCUAUUGUGAAUAUUUUGUGAACUGYGCUGGAAUGUGGGCAAGAGAAGUAGGAAAUUUAUGUUCUCCUAAGGUUAGAGUGCCUGUAUACCCAGCUGAACACUUUUACGUUACAACUAGUCCGUUGCCUGGAAUAGGUGUCGAUUUACCAUGUAUUAGAGAUUUUGAUUCUCAUAUUUAUGCCAGAGAAUAUAAUUCUGGAUUCCUAGUUGGCGGAUUUGAAAAAACUGCUAAGCCUGCUUUUCUUAAUAUGAAGUUAAUACCACCUGAUUGGAAAAAAGAUAUGCCUUUAGAUUGGAACCAUUUUAUGCCAUAUUGGGAAAAAGCAAUAUCUCGAAUUCCAAUUCUUAAAGAUGCUGUUUAUCCAACGUUGGCAAACUCUCCAGAUACAUUUACACCAAAUGGAAAAUGGAUUUUGGGAGAAACACCAGAAGUAAAUUAUUUUAUAAUGUUUAAUUAA